UAUAAUAAUUACCGCGUCACUUCUCCCUGCACCUCGCUCGCACCUCUUGCAGCACUUCACUGCAUAAUUUCUUUAUUCUCUUUCAAAAUUCUAGGGUUAGGGUUUAAUAACAAUCAGUUAGCAAAGCUGGAUAGACACAGAGGAGACCGUUAUUAUGGCGGCAACAACAACAACGGAAACAGCGGCAGCUACUACAAUUACGACAACUACAACAAUAAUGAUGACCAGGACUCUCACUACAGCCGUCACAAUCGUCCCUCUCGCUUUUCUGAUGGUCCUAUGAGUCGCUACAACAGCAAUAAUAACAGUAAUAAUCAAGAAUCUUAUCAAUAUAGCAGCAGCCGCCGCCGUAGCCCUAACGAUUUUCGAGGAAGUGGUGGAGGUGGAGGUGGAGGUGGAGGAGGAGGAGGAGGAGGGGGUCACCGUGCUUUUGAAAGCCCUCCGCGUUAUCCUUCGGUCGGUGGCGGUGGAGGAGGAUUCAGACCAAUGGGUGGUGGUGGUGGCGGUGGCGGAGGUGGAGGUUUCCGGCCGAUGGGCGGAGGGUUCGGGUCGAACUAUCCAGUGGCACCGCCACUGUUGCCGCAAGUUUUGGGACAGAAAAGAGGUUUUUCUGGCCGAGGGUCUUCUCCUGAUCGAUUUGAUGGUGGCAGUUUUGCAAAACUUUUUGUUGGCUCUGUUCCAAAAACAGCCACUGAAGAGGAUAUUCGCCCUUUGUUUGAAGAACAUGGACGUGUGAUAGAGGUUGCUCUGAUCAAAGACAAGAGGACUGGACAACAACAAGGUUGUUGUUUUAUAAAAUAUGCGACAUCAGAAGAAGCUGAUAGGGCCAUUAGAGCCUUGCACAAUCAACAUACUUUGUCUGGGGGAAUGGGUCCUAUCCAAGUUCGAUAUGCAGAUGGGGAGCGGGAACGUCUUGGUGCAGUUGAAUACAAAUUGUUCGUGGGCUCACUGAACAAACAAGCUACUGAAAAAGAAGUUGAAGAAGUUUUUUCACCAUAUGGUAGAGUUGAAGAUGUUUACCUCAUGCGUGAUGAAUUUAAGCAGAGUCGUGGAUGUGGAUUUGUUAAAUACUCUAACAGAGAGAUGGCUCUGGCCGCCAUUAAUGCUCUGAAUGGAAUUUACACCAUGAGAGGAUGUGAUCAGCCAUUAACUGUCCGGUUUGCUGAUCCUAAGAGGCCGAGGCCUGGAGACUCAAGGACUUCUCCAGCAUUUGGAGGUCCUGGUUUUGGUCCUCGGUUUCCACCAACAGGGCCUAGACCAGCACCCAAUUUUGGUGACCCUAUGGCUGAUCGAGUUCCUCAGAAUGCUUGGCGUCCAAUGAGUCCCCAAAACAUGGGACUAUCUCCAAAUCCCAGCAUCCGUGGUUUUGGGAAUCAGUUGCUUCCUAGGUCUGGUGAUCUAGGGAUGCCUUUAAAUCCAGGUGGCCCUACUGAUGGUCCUCUUCCAGGAGUUCCUGUUCCAUCAACUUCAUCUGCUUCACAACAGAGUUUUAACCAAGCUUUAUCACAACUACCACCCCUUGGUCAGCAAAUAUCGCCAUUACAGAAGCCUCUUCAAUCCCCUCAGCAUAUGCCUCCACUUAAACUACAUCCUUCAGCUCAAUCUUCUUACCCGCAGACUCAGGCCUCCCAUGUUGGUCAGCUACAGGUUCCUAGUCAGACACCUUUCAGCCAAGCAAUGCCAUCACAGCAUUUACAUGGCUUGAGUGGACAGUUGACUGGUUCUCAACCUCAAGUUCAGCAGAUAGGUUCAUCUGCUCCACUACAAACUCCUCAAAAUCUGAAUGUGCAAUCCAAUCCACUGUCCAAUGCUACAAAUCAGCAGCAGUUGACUGCUCCUGUUCAGCAGCAAAUGCUUCAACCUUUUCAGCAAUCCCCUUCUCAGUUAGCUCAGAUGCUGUCACAGCAGACUCAAACUCUGCAAGCGACCUUUCAAUCAUCCCAGCAAGCAUUCUCUCAACUGCAGCAGCAAUUGCAGUUGAUGCAGCCAUCUAAUCAAAAUCUAUCAACGCAACAAGGUUCUCAGUCUACAAAACAACAGUCUCAAUGGGCUGGGAUUGCACCACAGACUGUUGCCAGCACUCCUGGUUCCACGGCAGCCAUAGAUGCACCCCCAUCAACAUCGGCUGCCCCUGCUGUAUCUGUAACAACCCAAACUGUACCUCCUGGAAAAUGUAAUUGGACAGAACAUACCUCCCCAGAUGGAUACAAGUACUAUUAUAAUGGCAUAACUGGUGAAAGCAAGUGGGAGAAACCUGAAGAGUUAAUAUUAUUUGAACAACAGCAGCAGCUGCAACAAAAACUACCAAUUCAACAGCCUCCAACUCAGUCAAACCCCCAAGUUUUGCCUGCACAGCAAGUUCCUCAGGUACAACUGGUGCAACUUCAACCACAGCUCCGUCAACAACAACAGCAGUUGCAGCAACCUUUUUCUCUAUCGUAUCCAGCUUCUGGAGUUAGAGGCCAACAUAGUGCUCAGGAACAUCGGUAUCCUCAAUUACCUGCUGCAGCUGGCUCAGUCAAUGAUCCAACUCGCUUCCAACAGCAGGGGCUUCAGGCUGCUCAGGAGUGGAUGUGGAAGAAUAAGCCAUCAGAGAGCCUAAUCUCUCUGCAGGGACUUGAAGUGGAAAGGUAAUAUUGGAAAGGGCAAAGGGGCACAACUACAUGUUUAAAGAAUGCCAAAGCCAGAGACUUUGUAUCGAACUUUUGUCCGAGGUGGGCUAGACACCUGCUUGUAAUUUGAAUGCGAGACCAGAGUUAAAUCUUUUUCACAUCAAUUAUUGUCCCAUUUUCUGCCCCAAAGUUAUUGGCUUUGAUGAAAUAAUGAUAAUCCCCUCUGCUGUUUAACAUCGAGGCAUUCAAUGCCUUUGUAAUACAGUUUUUAUGCCAUUUGUAACAUAAUACUAGAUUGUUAUUAUAACAGUAAUGUGGAGUUGCUGA
This is a messenger RNA of Mangifera indica (mango), 2939 nucleotides long. RefSeq names its product flowering time control protein FCA. The transcript has 19 exons. Lineage: Eukaryota; Viridiplantae; Streptophyta; Magnoliopsida; Sapindales; Anacardiaceae. Bases 280 to 2634 code for a protein of 784 amino acids. Gene Ontology annotation, molecular function: mRNA binding; protein binding. The record is from RefSeq and is a predicted model, not a curated record. Gene Ontology annotation, cellular component: nucleus; cytoplasm; ribonucleoprotein complex.